AUGUCAGGUGCUCUAUGUGCUGGUGCUGUAGGAACCAGUGUUUCGUAUCGGUAAGUGUCUUUCGUGCAGGGGUAUGGCCUCUCUGUCGGGUAUGGAUUGAAAGGGGCCUUCUCUCUCUCGUUCGGUGGAUCGCUAGGGUACCGGGGUCAAUCAAUCAUUCUGUAAACCCCUUCUUCCUGGGUUGUCCCCAGGGCAAGUGGCAUGGGGUUGGGAAAGCAGCAGACUAAUCAAUCAACUCAAAUCACUAACUCACUCACUCACUGAAAUCAAUCAAUCAAUCGGUUGGCAGAAUCCUAAUCAUCCUCCUCCAACUCUCCUCAUCGAUCGGUUAGCUGAAUCCUAAUCAUGCAGCUCGUCCAACUAGAUUCCUAAUCUAUCAAAUCAAUAAAAUAAAUCAGUGCCCCACGCACCCUGCUCGCCUUGCUAGGGCGCAUAAAAAGAAAGGCAUAAGUUAAGCAUCCCGUGUUAAUUCAGUUGCCCCAGUGUUUCCAGUGCUUGCUCCGUGCCCAAUCCCUGCCGUGUUGGUUCGAUGUGUCCCUCCCUUUCCCGUAUGUUGGAAACUAGGGAACUCGAGCAAUAUGCUCGUCUGGUGGCAACUUGGCUCAAUCUCUCCCGUCUGGCGGCAACUUGGCUCGAAAUAUCCUCUCAAAUAUGGUUGGUCGACGAAUGUGUAUGAUGGGUGCGUGAGGAGUGGUGGUUCGGGGGGUUCCAGGGUAUCCGGUUUCCGGGGCUGCUGGCCC
Didymodactylos carnosus is the source of this 740-nucleotide messenger RNA. Lineage: Eukaryota; Metazoa; Rotifera; Eurotatoria; Philodinida; Philodinidae. The record is from the annotation of a GenBank genome assembly.